Molecule: messenger RNA, 177 nt
Organism: Dictyostelium purpureum
Lineage: Eukaryota; Evosea; Eumycetozoa; Dictyosteliales; Dictyosteliaceae
Exons: 1
Source: RefSeq, a predicted model, not a curated record
AUUGACGAUCAUCACCAUGAAUACAAAUUAUUAGAAAAUGGUAAUGUAAAUAUUAAAGAUCAAGAGGACGAAGAGAAUAGUGGUAAAAAUAAAUUUAACAGUGAAAAUAGUAUAUAUAUAGAAAACGCAGAUGGUGGUAAAGCUGGUAGUGGUAGUAAAAAUAGAAAAAGUACUUAG